This is a messenger RNA of Cladophialophora immunda, 2604 nucleotides long. RefSeq lists its product as uncharacterized. Gene Ontology annotation, biological process: 'de novo' NAD+ biosynthetic process from L-tryptophan. The transcript is spliced from 2 exons. NCBI's taxonomy places the organism in Eukaryota, Fungi, Ascomycota, Eurotiomycetes, Chaetothyriales, Herpotrichiellaceae. The record is from RefSeq and is a predicted model, not a curated record. Gene Ontology annotation, molecular function: metal ion binding; indoleamine 2,3-dioxygenase activity; heme binding. Gene Ontology annotation, cellular component: cytoplasm. Bases 439 to 1950 code for a protein of 503 amino acids.
ACUCUUUCCUCCGCGAUCCGAGGGCAAGUCGUCUAGCACGUUGUUGUCGUAUGCUCUCAACAAGGUCCGGUGACUCCCGCAUUCUACCCGAACGGCUGGGCAUGUCCUCUGCGCCGAUAUUUCCAUUCUUCCAGGUGCUUGUCUAGAUUACUAUUUUCUCUUACGCGCAUCUUUCUUGCUUCUCUCGUUUCAUCUCGUGACAUUUUUCUUUACCUGCUGACCAAUACCAAUUUGGUCUCGUGUGCUAUUUAUCGUUCAUAGCCUGCGGGCUCCUUGUGGCAAUUCAACUCUUUUGAAAACCACGACUCACUGUUCCGAACACGGACGAGUAAACAAGCCUAUCCUGCAAGGCAUUGUCUCGCCGAGCAGCAGAUCCAACAGCCUUGCGCUCAGAGAGCCGCUACCCUCUAGUAAACCCCGAGCGUCCUCGGCAGCACCAUGCUUCCUCCGAUCCCCCGCGUCGAAGACUAUGGCAUCUCGCCAGAAAGAGGCUUCCUUCCCUCAGAACUGCCGCUGCAUUGUCUGCCACAUCCCGUCUACGAUCGCUGGGAGCGGAUCAUCAACAACUUCCAGUCGCUGUUGCUGUCAAAAAGAUUAAGGGCUGUCAUCGACAAAUUACCCGUCAUCCCCGCAGUUCACCUAGAGACCGAGGCCGAGUGGCGCAGAGCAUAUACUGUUUUGACAUUUUUGGCACAUGGCUACAUCUGGGGCGGAGACAAACCUUCAGAGCGAUUGCCACCAUCCAUCACCUACCCUCUCCUACAAGUCUCCGACUACCUUGAACUCCCUCCCGUCGCCACCUACGCCGGGCUUUGUCUGUGGAAUUGGAAACCGCUUUUCCUUUCCGACAGCCUCGUAUUGGAAAAUCUCUCCACUUUGAUCACCUUCACAGGUUCGCUGGACGAACAAUGGUUCUAUUUGGUCAGUGUGGCUAUGGAGGCAAAAGGAGGCCCUUCAAUACCCCUCAUGUUGAACGCGAUGCAAGCUGCCCGAGACAAUGAUGUGGAAACAGUGACAAAGUGUCUCCAGUCAUUUGCCCAGACGCUGGACGAACUGGGCACGCUGCUGGUGAGGAUGUACGACAGCUGCGAUCCUCACGUUUUCUAUCACCGAAUACGACCCUUCCUGGCCGGAAGCAAAAACAUGAAAGACGCUGGCCUACCCCACGGCGUGUUUUACGACGAUGGUAGCAAACAGUCAAGAUGGCGGCAGUAUGGUGGCGGAUCCAAUGCCCAAAGCAGCAUGAUCCAAUUCUUCGACAUUGUCCUCGGGGUCGAGCACAGACCUACUGGGUCUAAAAAGGAUGAGACCUCGGAAUCGGAAGCCGAGCCGGGAGCAGCCCCAAAGGUGCGCCAUAACUUCAUCCACGAGAUGAGACAGUAUAUGCCUGGCCCUCAUCGGAGGUUCCUUCAAGCAGUGGAAGGAGUCGCCAAUAUUCGGGAUUUUGUCGAGUGCCACAAUUCGAAUCAACAGCUGACCGUCUCAUAUGAUGCGUGUCUCGCCAUGCUGCGAGCUCUUCGAGACAAGCAUAUCCAGAUGGUGUCGAGGUACAUCAUCGUCAAGAGCCGAGAAUCCAGGAGCAUGUCGAGGACACGGAGAGAGAGCAGUCCUGAUCCGAUCCCUCGGGGUGGCACGGGAAUUGCGUCAAUCCGCUAUGGCCGGCCUGACGAAGCAGGAACUGCGCAGAGAAAGAAGAAGAUGCGUGGGACUGGUGGAACCGCGUUGAUCCCGUUCUUAAAGCAGGCGAGAGACGAGACUGGUGAGCCAGCAAUCGAUGCCUGGGCCCGCAAACUCCUCAUGGGAGGCCGCCGCACAGAAGCCGACGCUGAGAUUGCAUUCGAGGAUAGAAUCACUCGCGCCGAGAAUCUGGAUGCAGAUGAACCGCAGAUUGUGGGGAUGGCUGGUGCUUGGGACCUGGAGGACGCAGGUGGUGGUCUUUGCGCUUAUUGAACUGCGGCUUGCGCAAGUAUUCUUGGGCUUGUAUGUACAUACUGAUACAUGGUGGGGCAUUCAACGUGCACUACAGAUACAGCGCUCGGACCGGAGGUAUUUUGCUGAGGCAGCUAAAGUGGCACAUAUCACACCACGGGCUGCUUGAAUACUCUCCCUACUCCAGACAUGGGAAAAGGGGCUAUCAACACGUGAUUCAGUGCACGUGAUACUGACUUUGGUCCGAAGAUUUGCCGGACCAACUUCAACUUUCACCUUCAUCUCCAACCAGUGCUAACUCGACAUCAAUGUCACAGCCUCUUUCAACAGGUGCGAAAACCCCAUGAAUGCUCAGACGCUCAUAUUCCAGAAUAGCCACUUGUCCAGUGUGAGAGAUAGGAAAUGUGGUUUGUUCCAAGCUGUCGUGAUGGGCAUUCAACAGCUCUUGUACAUUCCUAGUCAGUAACGCUUUCCUUUCAUUGUGCUCUGUCAGAAAUAAGGUAAUGAAAGGUCUACUGCCGCCAGCAUUGCGGAGGGUUCAUGGGCUUGCAAGAUGGUAAUAUACAUUCUAUACCUUGUUAUUUUGCAGGAGAGCUUUGCAGUAUGUUGGGGAGCCCGGUAGGUUGAGUUCCGGACAUCAAUCGCAAAACGAAGAAUCCACCAACUUACACCCGG